AUGUUAGCCUACGGGUCUGAACUUGACACCGAAGGCUUGUUCAUACAAACCAGAUUUGUAAAUGAAAAUAUUCCAAAUGAAACAUUCCUGGCCACUGAGAGCCCACCGACGUCUACAAUCGUCUGGAGACAUCCGGUUUGGGCCGUUGUCCUUUUUUCAAUUUGUCUGCUUACCAUCGCCGGGAAUUGUCUAGUCGUAAUUGCGGUUUGCACAAAAAAGUAUCUAAGGAAUCCGACUGGAUAUCUGAUCAUCUCACUGGCAAUAGCAGAUCUCAUUGUCGGUGUGAUAGUAAUGCCAAUGAACUCACUAUUUGAGAUGGCAAACCAUUCGUGGUUAUUUGGCCUAGCAAUGUGUGAUGUUUUUCAUGCUAUGGAUAUUCUUGCUUCCACAGCGUCCAUAUGGAAUCUGUGUGUUAUUAGUUUAGACAGGUACAUGGCUGGCCAAGAUCCGAUUGGUUACCGAGAUAAAGUUUCCAAGAGACGAAUAUUAAUGGCUAUUCUUAGUGUUUGGAUUCUAUCAGCCAUUUUAUCGUUCCCUGGAAUCAUCUGGUGGCGGACGAGCUCUCCACAUUUAUAUGAAGACCAGUCACAAUGCUUGUUCACCGAUAGCAAAAUGUAUGUGAGUUUCUCGUCGCUGGUCUCAUUUUAUAUUCCACUCUGCCUUAUUCUUUUUGCAUAUGGAAAAGUUUAUAUAAUUGCAACACGUCAUUCAAAAGGAAUGCGGAUGGGCAUCAAAACAGUUAGCAUAAAAAAGAGGAAUGGGAAAAAGUCAAACACGGAAACAGAGAGUAUAUUGUCUAGCGAGAAUGAACCCACUUUGCGAAUUCACUUUGGAAGAGGGAAGCAAUCAAGUUCGAGUUUACGGAAUAGUCGACUUCAUGCCAGAGAGUCGACCAGAUUGCUGUUGAAGCAGGUCUCCUGCAAGUCCUUAAACGAUCGAGGGGAAAAGAACAACAACAAUGUUAGGCAGCCUCUACUUCGCGGCACUGAUAACAAUCAGUCGUGUGAAUCAAAUCGGUCACAACGGAACUUCCGAGGUCGGAAUGUUACAAUUGGUAGCAAUUGUUCAUCAACAUUAUUACAAGUUGAACAGCCAGACCGAAUGUCCCUGUCAUCCGCCUCCCAGAUAGUGAUGACAUCCCCAUUAUCCACUCGUCGGAAACUGAAUGUUCGAGAGAAAUCAAGACAAAUGAUGAGAUAUGUACAUGAACAACGAGCUGCACGAACUCUCUCAAUUGUUGUUGGAGCGUUUAUCUUGUGUUGGACUCCAUUCUUUGCGUUUUCUCCAUUAACUGCUUUCUGUGAAAGUUGCUUCUCCAACAAAGAGACCAUCUUCACCAUUGUUACAUGGGCGGGCCAUCUGAACUCGAUGCUCAACCCCCUGAUCUAUUCCCGCUUCUCCCGAGAUUUUAGAAGAGCUUUCAAACAAAUCCUCACGUGCCAACGCCAACAAAAAGUCAAAACUGCAUUUAAAACUCCAUUGUCACUUGUGUUCACUCAACUCAUUUCUGUCACACAGAUGUGGGAGCAGCCGCCAAACACUUCAAUUGAAUAG
This is a messenger RNA of Caenorhabditis remanei, 1554 nucleotides long. RefSeq lists its product as uncharacterized. Gene Ontology annotation, cellular component: membrane. Gene Ontology annotation, biological process: adenylate cyclase-activating adrenergic receptor signaling pathway. The record is from RefSeq and is a predicted model, not a curated record. The coding region runs from base 1 to 1554 and encodes 517 amino acids. The transcript has 8 exons. Lineage: Eukaryota; Metazoa; Nematoda; Chromadorea; Rhabditida; Rhabditidae. Gene Ontology annotation, molecular function: G protein-coupled receptor activity.